AUGCCGCUGCUCGAUCUAUCGAACGAGUUGCUCUGCCUUGUAUCAGAGAACCUGCUUUCAGAGAGCGAUAUUAACGCCCUUGCACGAACCGACCGCCUCCUUUACGAUCUAACGAACAUACACCUCUACCGUUACAACGUACAACACUCUGAUAGCUCAGCGCUGUUAUGGGCUGCUAAACAUGGACAACUGAGCACGGCUCAAAAGUUGCUGGAGGAG
Molecule: messenger RNA, 219 nt
Organism: Trematosphaeria pertusa
Lineage: Eukaryota; Fungi; Ascomycota; Dothideomycetes; Pleosporales; Trematosphaeriaceae
Exons: 1
Source: RefSeq, a predicted model, not a curated record